UCUGUAUUUUCUCAAAUAUCAAAAAACAUAAUUAUUCACAAUAUCUUCUGAAAAACGUUUACGAACUAUUAAAAUGAAUUUCAAAUCAACUAUAUUUACAACGUUACGUUUUAUGUGAUAGCGAGUUUGUAUUUUUUCACUGUGUGAAAUAUUUUUUAAAUUUUUACCAAAUUUUUGCAAAUAUUAAAUUAUGACCACAGAAGAAGGUUUUGAACAGUUUGAAGAUGAGGAGGCCGAAAUUCCAAUUGGUGGAACUUUACCUGGUGGUAGAAAACGAUUGUUUUCGAAAGAACUACGCUGUAUGAUGUAUGGUUUUGGUGAUGAUCAAAAUCCUUAUACAGAAAGUGUAGAUUUAUUAGAAGAUCUUGUUAUUGAAUUUAUUACUGAAAUGACACAUAGAGCUAUGGAAAUUGGUCGUACUGGUCGUGUUCAAGUAGAGGAUAUUGUAUUUUUAGUUAGAAAAGAUCCAAGGAAAUAUGCAAGAGUUAAAGAUCUUUUAACAAUGAAUGAAGAAUUAAAGAAAGCUAGAAAAGCAUUCGAUGAAGUUAAAUAUGCAGGUACAGUUAGUCAGUAGAUUUCAUUUGUUGAUAUCAAAGCAUAUAACAAAAUAUUUUUAUUGUGCUUAAAUUUAUUAUAGAAAGAAUUAUAUUGAGUUCUUUAUUAUUCUUUCUGUAUUGUUGUAGUCUUCUUAAAAGAAUAAUUAUUUUUAUAAUUCUUU
Molecule: messenger RNA, 718 nt
Organism: Apis laboriosa (Himalayan honeybee)
Lineage: Eukaryota; Metazoa; Arthropoda; Insecta; Hymenoptera; Apidae
Gene: Taf13
Product: transcription initiation factor TFIID subunit 13
Exons: 3
Coding region: 191-574 (127 amino acids)
Biological process (GO): transcription by RNA polymerase II
Cellular component (GO): transcription factor TFIID complex
Molecular function (GO): protein heterodimerization activity
Source: RefSeq, a predicted model, not a curated record